Molecule: messenger RNA, 6021 nt
Organism: Haliotis rubra (blacklip abalone)
Lineage: Eukaryota; Metazoa; Mollusca; Gastropoda; Lepetellida; Haliotidae
Product: protein cornichon homolog 1-like
Exons: 5
Coding region: 5-439 (144 amino acids)
Biological process (GO): endoplasmic reticulum to Golgi vesicle-mediated transport
Cellular component (GO): COPII-coated ER to Golgi transport vesicle; endoplasmic reticulum membrane
Source: RefSeq, a predicted model, not a curated record
AAUCAUGGCGUUCACGUUUGCUGCGUUUUGCUACAUAGCCGCUCUUAUUUUUACUGCUGUGCUUAUAUUCUUCGUGAUAUUCCACAUAAUUGCAUUUGACGAGUUGAAAACAGACUACAAGAAUCCUAUAGACCAGUGUAACAGCUUGAAUCCGCUUGUGUUGCCUGAAUAUGCAAUACAGAUUCUCUACACAGUGCUGUUUGUGUUUGCCUGGCAGUUGGGGACUGUUCUCUUCAACCUGCCGCUGUUAGUGUAUCAUGUCAGAAGAUACAUGAACAGACCUGUCAUGAGCUCACCUGGUCUGUAUGACCCCACAACAAUAAUGAAUGCAGAUGAACUAAAUCGAGCACAGAGAGAAGGCUGGGUGAAACUGGCAUUUUAUCUGAUAUCAUUCUUCUAUUACCUUUACAGUAUGAUAUAUGUCCUGGUUUCCAACUGAGGAUGUGCUUGGUGUGGCGUGAAGAGGACAGCCAGUGUUUGUGUGAUGCAGAUGUUGACAUGGAAGUGACAAGUUGUCUGUGUAAAGUUAUGUUAGGGCUGACACAAGAUGGAAUCACAACAUUUAUCAUCAGAUAAUGUAGGCAGGAUAUUGUGCACAAUGCACAAAGGUUUGAGAACACAUUGAACAUGCUGUGACUUUAGGCUCUACUCUUAAGCUUGAGUCAAGUAAAAAGUAUUUCAUUCAAGUAGAUCUUUGCUAUUAAAGGUCCAUACAUUAACUCGAAAAUCUACUGAAAAUGAUAUCAGGUGAAGUCAGGCUAUGAGGUUAUUUGGCACAGACUGAAUUGUACUUUUUAAGUGAGGUCAUGUUAGUGGUGUCAUAUUUGUUUGUUUGAUUAAUGUUACAUCAUCUUAAAACUCUUCUAUAUUUACGUCAUCUUAAAGCCAGACUUCAGUUGUUCACUGUACCGGUAUACUGGGACCUUAACUUGUCAUAAAGCAUUUGACUAAGUAAGUGUAUAUUUGGUUUAAUUUUUCGAGGUUGUUAUUAAAAUACACAGUAGGUACGACUAGUCACGAGCAGUUCAGAUCUUCUAGCAAUGACUCCCACUGUAUACAAUAAUGCUUUACCUGAACUGACUGUGACAAGAUAUAUAAAGUUACGAUUGUGCAUUGUUUGUGUUAAUUUGAUUUCCUUUGUCACUAUAGUACCAGGUUUGUGUCCUAGAUUUAUGCAGAGUGUGAUAAUUGGUCUGUCACCAUUCUGUGGGGAGUAUGGAGAUCAGGAUAUGAAUACCCCAAGAAGAUUACAGUGUGGAUUUUUUGUCUGUUUAUGUGCACCAUGUUCCAUGUGGCCACAGUGACAAAUGGUUGUGACUCAACCAGCGUUUGUUAAGUUCACAUAACAGGUUCGUUUAGACUAAUCGUGUAAUGCUCUAUGUGAGAGGCAUUAAGGUAAAUACAGACCAGUAGUUAUCUAGUCUGAUGCUCAUGUCAUUGAUCACUGGCUUGUCUGGUCCAGACUCAGUUAUUUACAGACUGCUGCCAUGUAGCUGGAAUAUUGCUGAGUGCGACAUUAAACAACAAUUAAACCAAACCCUAGUUAUCAGUUAUUGUAACUCUUGCACUUUUGGAAAAGAAUCACACAUUAAAAUAUGAAUUCCUAAAUGGGUAGAUGUUUCCCAAAGUCAGGUGUAAGUGUGUGUCUUAUAAGACUGUUAUCCCUUUUAACAGUGUUAUAGUGACUGACGCCACACUUAAUCUUCACAUCAUAUGAUCAUAUGUAAAUAAAGGUGAAGCAAACUCUUUAGUCCAUCUUCUAAUGUUGUAUGUCUAACUUGAUGAUACUUGAGAUUUCAAUGGAUUGCUCAAAUGGCUUUUCCCUAAACUGACCCACCUUUUGUAUUGUUCUGGUGCUUUUCACAUUCUUACAUAUAGCUUUUUGUUACACGAUGUGUGUUUUGUGUUGUCAAGGAAGCUGUAGGUGGUAACAUUGGGGAUAGGUAGUGGGUGUGGUUUUGAAGAGGGUCGGUCUUGGAACAUAAAAUCUAAAAUCUAAGUGCUUGACCUACUUCAACUUUCAUGGUAGUUCAUUUUGCUAACAUGUUUUGUGUUCACUAAAUAGUCAAGUCUGGUCGAGACAGGUUUAGAUUAAAUUUUACUAAUCCAUGCAAUUAGGAUGCAACAACAUACGAACAACCAAUUCACCAAGCCGGACUACCUGAUACAUUUAGUCACAUCUCAUGACAAGCUUAGAUUGCACGAGGACCUUUAUUCUUACCCCGGAUUCUCACAGCUGUGAAAAAAGCAAAUUUACAGACCAUGAUACAUGGGGAGCAAUCAGAACACUAGAAUCCCUCUAUUGCUGACUCAGAAACAAAAUCACAAUACAAUGAGAGUUGCAAAAGAAAGCGGUGGAAUUUGUAAGGUAGUGAAAUGGAUAUAUAUCAGCAUACUUCCUCUUGAGGAAAGGGAAUAUAGGUUAUCACGCGAGUGUGUUUUGGGAUGGUUAAUAUCCUGCAGAAGGAAUAAUCAUUGUAUUUAGCUAGCCUUGGCGAGCUAAACACAUAGUGUUUAUUCCUAAUGCAGGAUAUUAACCAUCCCAAAACACAAGUGUGAUAACCUAUUUAUCAUACGUCAUUUUUGCUUUAUAAUUUAAAAAAAUGAGAUUUCAAAUGAAAUACUGGCUAUUGCAAUGUGAGUCACACUUUCUGAAAACUACAUUGUUCUUCAAAGCAGAAGAUAGAUUGUUUUCUGAUUGACGGCUUAACAAUGUCACUUGUCAUGUUAGUAGCUAGAUGCAUAUCAUGUGAUAUACUGACUUCUUCCAAUAUGUCCAAUGCAAUUAAUCAAAUGUAGUUUCAAAAUUAAUAGCACCUUCCAGGUAAUUUUCCCCAUUGAUGUGUCAGGGUGUGUCUAUAUUUUUGUAUUGUCUGUGUGUAUGCAGUGGCAUAGUUCCAUAUCCCAGUGCUUAUAUUCCAUUUACUGCCAAAUCAGAAGAUUGGCUCUUGUGAAGUAGAUAACCAGUGCUUUGUCAGUGAACAGGAAGUUGUGACAUAUGUCAAAAAUGUAUUUGAAUAUGUAUUUUGUAUUGUAUCAAGUGUACUGUGCUCAGCGUCGGGAUGACAUCUGAAGACUGUCUUUUGAUUGGUGUAUGAGAGUAAAGUUAAGAUCUACUGCCAAAGUUGGUUCAUGAUAACAGAAGUGAAAUCAUGAGCCUCUUUAAUUGUUGUUUUCGGUUUCUUUAAAGCAUUUUAAACACAUGUAUCAGCAAUCAAAAAUGUAUUUGAAUAUGUAUUUUGUAUUGUAUCAAGUGUACUGUGCUCAGCGUCGGGAUGACAUCUGAAGACUGUCUUUUGAUUGGUGUAUGAGAGUAAAGUUAAGAUCUACUGCCAAAGUUGGUUCAUGAUAACAGAAGUGAAAUCAUGAGCCUCUUUAAUUGUUGUUUUCGGUUUCUUUAAAGCAUUUUAAACACAUGUAUCAGCAAUUUCUUCCUGAGAGUUUAUGUGAUAUUAAGGACUUCUGCAUUUUGAUGUUUUAGUCCAAACGUAUAGGACUUUCCAAUUGAAAAUAUGAAGAAUUAUCACUCUCUGUCUUCACAGUUUUGCAUAAAUAUAUAAUGAAUUGCAUUUAACCUUUUAAAAUAUUCUAGAGAUUAAAAUGUGUAGGUAUAUUAUGUGUAGGUAUAUUAUAGUUUCAAUAUAUCCGAUGUCCUUAUUUUGUAGAAAAUGUUUAAAAAUGAGCACAUUUACAUAUAUUCCUUAAUUUGUUUUUGGCAGUGACAUUCCACUGAUUAUGUCAUUCAGUGCUGUGAUGUCAUGACGCCAUUACUAAAAUUGUAGCAACACUGCUCUACUUGACUUUUGCUACAAACAACAUGUGACAGUUGCAAACCAUGUUCUUUACUAACUUUGGCAAUUUUAUGUUUGGAUUUUUUUUUAUUUUAGUAGCAAAAACACUCCCAGUACAGAACCAUCUGAGUUGGUCCAUGAUCACAAAAGCAUGGCAGACAUCCUAAAAAAGAUUCCACUUUGGCUUUAGUUACUAAUUAUUUUUGUAAAAUCUUGUCAGUGAAACAGGAAUGAUUGUAUUAUAGUGGAAUAUAUGUUUAUUAAGUUAUGUAGGCACACUUCAGUGAGGGAAAAGUAUUAGGUGCAGAUAGUUUGGUGGUUUCACCACCUACAGAGUGAUGUACUGGUAGCGCUGAUGUUUGUUGGUAUGUGUGUUGAGGGGAAUGUACAGUAAGCAUUGGUUAAUCUAGAUAACCAAGUCAUGUACAGUGACACAUUUGUUUAUACACUUUGUUUCUGUGGUUGUUAUUACCUCUAUUUACUCAAGGCAAUGUACAUUUAACUUGUUUCAUCUGUGCUUGGUUUUGUAGACAUUUAGUUUAUAUUAAUAUUUUAUCAUUUUUCCCAGUUGGCUAUUUUCAGUUCUGUAUUACUGAUAAUUAUUUUUGAUCUCAGGUCUAUGUUUUGGGAGCCUUUUGUUAAUUACUCAACAGAAAAGUGAAUUCCACUUCACCACCUUGUCUCACACUGUUAAGUCUUCUUGCUUUUCUGUUUUCAACCUAGGUUUGUGUACGAUUGAAAACUACCAGUUCUGAUACUUUAGCCUUGCUUAUUAUGUUUGUCUUCAUUUUAAUGACUCACACUUCUACAUGCCUUUUUGCUGCCAAAACCUUGGAGUUGUUUCAUGUUUCUUUGCUUUGCCUGUAAUGUGUAUGUUGCACAUUUAAUGGUGAAGAGAAAGAUAGUAGAAAGGAAAAAAGAAACCAAUGAAAACUAGUCGGGUUGUUUGCAGAAAAUUGCAAACUAAUAAUCUGAUAAUAAUCAGCACAACUCUUUUGGUGGUUUUUGAGAUUUUGAGAAAUCAAAGAAUGACAACUAGUUUUCCUUACCUUCAUACAUACCUCCAUACAGGGCAAGUUCUAUAAAGUGAAUGUCAAGGUUAUUCUGAAUAUAAAAUGACCAUGAAUAAACUUCACUUUCAGUGAUGGGAAAUGGUGUCCUUCACUGCUCAGAUAUUGUUAGUUAUGCUUCAGUGGUAUCCUUGUUUGAUUGAACAUUAGCCAUGUAACCAGAAACAGGCAAGUUUAACAUUUAGGAGAGGUCAGCUUUAGAACUUGUGGAAUUCUUUGUUAUUUUCAUAUUUGGUCCAUUGGUGAAGUCUAGUGAUUGGUUCAUUCUCUCUGGACAGUGGUUAGUUUAGGACAUAAUUACAAAUGUAUUCUGAUCAUUAUUCAUGCCAUCAGGUGAAAAUAAAUAGCUGAUACUUGUGUAGCUUAAAGGAAACAUACAAUAUAUGAAAGGAGAGAAAUUCAUUUUUCUGAUCAUCCUUGAUUUACGAGUGUGUUAUGUCUUUGUUUAUAUAUACCCUUGACCAUAGCUUCAUCUUGAGACAGAUUCAAACGUCAUGACACUUAGAAGCGAGAGAAGCUAUGUGCCAUGUUAGAGAUAGGAGCAAUGGAGGUUGUAACGUUAUUUUCAGAGAGGAAGUUGGUUGUGAAUGGCUCAUCCAAGAAAAUGGAGGGAUGAUAAACCUGAUAAUCCAGGAUGAUUUGUUGUUAUACAAUAGAAGAUUUCCUGCAUGUAAGACGUAUAUAGUAUGGAUACCACUGCCAAGUACAUGUAUCACGCUUUUGCACUUGUCUGCUGUAAUAAACUUUUUUCGAUAUAAUAUUUACAAACAAUAAAACAUGAAUUUCAUCUUAAUUUAAAACUAAAAUGAGUUUUGAAUAUCCUCCAGUGCAAGCCAAAGAUCCUACAUCUAAAUAUACAAAUCACUUUAGAAAGAUAUGUAAUUAAUGCCUAUGCAGGGUGAAAAUAAUGUUCUCUAGUCCAGUUUGAAUAGAUUUUAUGCUCAGCUGUUUUAUUCUGUUUCUUUACUAAUGGUAAAAGCUCCUCUUUGUGUCAUUAUCACUUGGUGAUGAACCAAUUUGAUUUCAGCUUUCUGAACUUUAAUUGUCUUAAGUCUAAUUUAUGUAAGUUAUUAAACCACUUUCAAUUGGAAUGACAUAUGAACAAUGCUUCAACAUUUGAACAAUUCUUUUUGCAGUUUUAAUAAAGAAAUUUUUAACAA